AUGGGUUUAGCAGGGCCGCGGAAGAGUACCAAGAUUGGCAAUGAUCCCAAUAACACCAAAUGGACCCGAUCCACAACCGGGUUCGGACAUCGGAUCAUGAGCGCUCAGGGUUGGACUCCUGGAAGUCUCCUAGGAGCGAAGGAUGCCGCGCACGCCAACCACUUGACCGCCGCCAGUGCUUCCCAUAUCAAAGUCACCCUCAAGGACGAUAAUCUCGGAUUGGGUGCUCGUAUUGGACGAGAGAGUGAGCCGACUGGACUUGAUGCCUUCAAAGGAUUGCUUGGCCGACUCAAUGGCAAGAGCGAAGUGGAAUUGAAGAAGGAUGAGCGAAAGCGCGAUGACGUUCGAUUGGCGCGAUAUGCUGCUCUGAGAUUCCCGGAAGUCAGGUUCGUCAGCGGUGGACUGUUGGCCCAGGAAAAGGAAGCCGCAAUUCCCCCGCCAACCCCUAUGGAUGCAACAUCCAAGAAGUCCAAAUCGGACAAGAAGGAAGCCACAAAGACCACAGAGGACGACGAAACCCCUUCAAGUGAAUCAGAUGUCCCAGCCCGCAAAUCCAAAUCCAAGUCCAAAUCCAAAUCCAAGUCCAAGUCCAAGUCCAAGAAAUCGCGCCCUCGAGAUGAAACCGACGACGAAUCAAGCUCGGAAUCAAAGAAGAAAAAGAAAUCCAAGAAGAGAAAGGCUGAGUCCGAGCAGAAGGAGCGGCGGCCUAUGGGACGGAAUGUCACUCGGUCACGCCAUAUCGCUCAGAAGAAGAGAGCUAUUAUGGAUGACAAGUCUCUCAACGAGAUCUUCAUGAUCAAAGCAUAG
This is a messenger RNA of Penicillium verrucosum, 807 nucleotides long. It is a transcript of the gene pxr1, whose product is annotated as telomerase inhibitor/ribosome biogenesis protein PXR1. NCBI's taxonomy places the organism in Eukaryota, Fungi, Ascomycota, Eurotiomycetes, Eurotiales, Aspergillaceae. Bases 1 to 807 code for a protein of 268 amino acids. The record is from RefSeq and is a predicted model, not a curated record. The transcript has 4 exons. Gene Ontology annotation, molecular function: nucleic acid binding.